Molecule: messenger RNA, 1539 nt
Organism: Aspergillus homomorphus CBS 101889
Lineage: Eukaryota; Fungi; Ascomycota; Eurotiomycetes; Eurotiales; Aspergillaceae
Exons: 4
Coding region: 187-1539 (450 amino acids)
Source: RefSeq, a predicted model, not a curated record
CUUGCUCUUAUAGCAAAUCGAAUAAAGAACUCGUCCAGAGUCAAAGGAAUUCGAUAACAGGCACUUAGAGGAAUUUAGUAUCCUCUACCCGGCUUAGUGUGAUCUGUGAUUCUCACGGGAAUCAAAUCCAAUCUCGAGUUUUGCUCGAAUCUCCUACCCCACCACUCUUCUGAAUACCGCAUUGAGAUGAAACACUCACCCUCCCAGCAGGACGACCUUGUCUUCGUGAACAUAUCGCGACCAGAUGAGAUAAAAUCCGCCUCUACUCAGCGCACUAUCCGGCGCCGAGUGAUGCGGGACAUUGGGAAAUCGCGUCGGACACAGCGUCGGCCACAGACCUUGGCCCUGAGCCUAAGACCUUCCCCUGGGCCAGACCCUGUGACUAGCGGGUCUCCCUCGAUGGACACGAGCAUACCUACAUCUCUCGACCCAUGCAACACCACAUUCUACCCCACUCAGCUCGACGAAAGAGGUCUACAGCUGAUGCACUUCAUGACAAGCGACAGGGACUACGUCUUCCGACCGUUUCGCUCCGUCUGGUUCUCCAUGGCGCUGACAGAUCCUAGCGCCAUCUUUGUGGCCUUGGCGAAUGCAGCCAUGUUCUUCGACCAGAGGACCCGUGAGAGGGAGUUUAGAUAUGAGACAAGCGCCGAGUGUCUGGCGUACUAUGGGCAGUGUGUGCAGCAGGUUCGGGGCCGUUUGCAAGAUGUCAAUGAGAGCCUAAGCGAAGGAGUGAUCACAGCCAUCCUGGGGUUGAUCUGUCAUGAUUUGAGAGGAGGGUAUCAUGGUCUCAACGCCAAUGUGACGUUAUUUGCUUUUUGGCUUGAUGUUGUUGGGAGUGUGGCAGAGGAUAAUCGUCCUCGCAUGCCGAAACCAAUGGUGGACGCGGAAUAUCUGUGGACAGAUUCCCCAAAUGUCCUGACACACUUGGCGAGAAGCCUUCUAGACGAAAUAUCGAUGAGGCGCGGGACGUUUAGUGAUGUUGUCAUUGCUUUCAACUACGUGACGUCCAUCGCAACUACCGUACAUGAAAGCCAGUGUAGCCCCGACCCAUUUUGGCGACAGGAAGACAACAUUACUAUGAUCAACAUGUUUGGGCCAGCUACACACUUCCUCCUGUCAAUGUCGAGACCAACGGAUAUUGCUUCUAGCGCGCAGGGAGUAAUACUCCUCCGAGAGGCCACACGGUUAGCUCUUCUGAUCCUCCUCGCAGCGCUGAAGAGGGAUGUGUUUCUGUUCACCUCAAGUGAAUGGCCGCACCUCCAGCAUAAAUUCGCGACUCUCGUUCCAUUCUUGCCCAUACCCGAGUAUGAUGCUCCCUGUCUGAAGUUAUGCCUAUGGGCGAUAGCGACAGUCUCUUUACUGUCGAACGCUGGAUACCCUGGCCCAUAUACUGCGGAAAUCAGGGCCGUGAUGGAUCGUCUAGGCAUCGAUAGUAUCGAUACCUUGAAGACAGUCAAGAGUAUUCUUUGGGUCGAUGCUUUGCACAUUCAGACCGAACCUUUCAUUACAGGACUUUCAGUGCCAACAUGUACAUAG